CAUGUUUUUCUAUGUUGUAGUUGUGAUCAUGUCUGACGCUGGAGCUGGAUCAUCUCAUGGAGGGUCUCAAGGAGGAGGAGGGUCUCAGGGAGAAGGACAACAAGUGGAUCCGGGAAGGAAGUAUGGAACCAUUGUUAACAAUAACGCCAACCACUGGAAGUGUAUCUUCUGCUACAAGGUGUUAACUGCUGGGGUUUCACGAUUGAAACAACAUCUUGUUGGCGGGUACAAGAAUGCAAAGAAGUGUCCAAUCUGUCCAGAACAUGUUAGGGUUGAGCUGCAGACCUACAUGGCCAGAAAAGUUGAAGAAAGAGUAGCUCUAUCAAUGCAGUACCAACCCGUGGUGAAUGAAGAUGAUGUGGAGGACUUGGAUGGUGAUGAUGAGCCAAUGCGAAAGGCUACCAAGAGGAAGCACCGUGGUCCUUUGGACAAGUUUGUGAUGUCUACGCCUCCAGACAUCUUGAAAGGCAGAAAGGAUAGGAAAGGGGUGUUUGGAGCUUGUGACAAGGACUUAAGAGACAAGGUGUGUGGCGCCAUAGCAAGGUGGUUCUUCGAUGCUGGGCUUCCUUUCAAUGCUGUCUCUCAUGACAGUUUCAAGGAGAUGACAAAGCUUAUUGGGGAGUAUGGUAUGGGGUUAAAGCCUCCUUCUCAGUAUGAGCUCCGGUUCCCUUUACUUCAAAGGGAAGUCGCCAAUGUUCAAGCACUGCUGGCUCCUAACAGGGAAGAGUGGGCAGUGAAAGGAUGCUCAAUCAUGUCUGAUGGGUGGCGUGAUUCUGUGGUGCAGAAAGACAUCGUCAACUUUCUGGUUAACUCACCAAAAGGUUCUAUGUUCAUCAGGUCCAAAGAGGUUUCUGAAGUGGUGAAAGAUGCUACAGUGCUGUUCAAGCUACUUGAUGAUAUGGUUGAAGAAGUUGGUGAGAAGAACGUGGUUCAGGUUGUAACUGAUAACGCCUCAAACUACGUCAAGGCUGGAAAACUUCUUGAAGCAAAACGCCCACAUCUCUUUUGGACUCCAUGUGCUGCGCAUUGUCUUGAUUUGAUGCUGGAGGAGAUUGGAAAGAUAGCUGCGGUGAAGACUGCAAUGAAGAAGUGCAUGUUUAUUAAUGCGUACAUCUACUGCCGUGUUUCUCUUGUGAACAUGAUGAGGAGGUUCACAGAUCAGAGGAACUUGCAUCGACCGGCUGUAACGAGAUUCGCCACUUCCUUCAUCACCAUGACCCAGUUUCACCUUCAGCAAGCUAAUUUGAAGAAGAUGGUGACUUCAGAGGAAUGGGAAAAAUCAAAAUGGCCCAAGGAAGCAGGAGCAAGGAAGCUGAAGCAGUAUAUCCUUCAAGAAGGGUUCUGGAGAAACAUAGCUUAUGCUCUGAAGCUAACUUCUCCAUUGGUGAAGGUGCUACGGAUGGUUGAUGGCGAGAAGAAACCACCAAUGGGGUACAUUUAUGCUGCUAUGGAUAGAGCAAAAGAAACUAUUGCUAAGAGUUUCAAGUUGAAGAAGGUGAAGUAUGAGAAGGUUUUUGAGAUGAUUGACAGACGCUGGGACUGUCAGCUACAUCAACCACUUCACGCAGCAGGUUAUUUCCUCAAUCCAGCUGUUCAUUAUGCUCAUCCUGCGGAUGUUUGUUGUGAGGAAGUGGAGCGUGGAUUGUAUAGCUGCAUCACAAAGCUGGUCCGAGAUCCUAUUGUGCAAGACAGGAUCAUGGUGGAGCUUGAAGUUUUUAAGAAUGCAAGUGGGCUCUUUGGUCUUCCCAUGGCGAUUAGGCAAAGAGAGAUUAAGUCACCAGCUGAUUGGUGGUCAAGCUACGGAAGCUCAGCUCCUACUCUCAGAGAUUUUAAUGUCAAGGUCCUUAGCCUAACAUGCAGUGCAAGUGGCUGUGAAAGAAACUGGAGUGUGUUUCAACAUCUUCAUACCAAGAAAAGAAACAGAUUAUCUCAAAGCCUAUUGAAUGACAUGGUGUUUGUCAAGUACAAUCGUGCUUUGCCGCGUAGGAUGAAAAGAAAUGAUGCAAAAGAUCCAAUUCUUUUGGAGGAAAUAGAUGAUAGCAACGAGUGGUUGAUGGCGAAGAUGGAUGGAAACUCCUCCAAUGAUGAAGAUGAUGCUUUCGUCCAUGAUGAUGAGGACCUGACUUGGACUUUGGUGAGUGAAGCAGCCAGAGCUGAAGAACCAAGCUAUGGUACUAGAGGAGCGAAGACUCCUCAUUCAGCUAAGAACACCAAAGGGAAAGGAAUAGCUACUUCUUCAACUCAGAGCAAGCGCUAUGGUACAUCAGCUCAUCAUUUGGAAUUGGUUGAUGAAGAUGAUGACGUUGAAGAGGAGUUAGGAAAAGAAGAUGGUAGCUUCUGGAAGGAUUUGGAAUUGGAGUAUGAGGAGAGUGGUUCUGAAUCUGAGUAGAGAUUCUACUCGGAUUGGUGUUUUUAUUUGCUUUUGAUUUGGUGUUUUAUUUGCUUUUGAAGUUGGUGUUUGCAUUUGGUAUUUUCAGUGUUUUGCUAUUUGAACCUUUCUGUUUUAUUAUAUGAAGUUGGUGUUUUUUAUUUCUUACUUGUCUUUCUUAAGUUUUACGUCAUAUACUAAUAUAUAUAUAUAUAA
This is a messenger RNA of Brassica napus (rape), 2584 nucleotides long. RefSeq lists its product as uncharacterized. The record is from RefSeq and is a predicted model, not a curated record. Gene Ontology annotation, molecular function: protein dimerization activity. Bases 2 to 2389 code for a protein of 795 amino acids. Lineage: Eukaryota; Viridiplantae; Streptophyta; Magnoliopsida; Brassicales; Brassicaceae. The transcript is spliced from 3 exons.